GGCACUAGCGCACCACUUGGGAAUCGAACCCGGGUCACCGGAAUCCGAAACCCCGCUCUACCGACUGAGAUAUCGCGCCUCCCGUAAAUCCUUGUGUGUGCAUUGAAUUCAUCUAUCUAAGAAAUGAUACCUUUGUAAACUUGUUGAUUAUUUGUUGUUUUUGUGUUCAAAAGAAUCAAAAAUUUAUUAUAAAGAAUUUUGACAGGUGUAAAAAUUGCAUGUUGGUUUAGUUGCGCAUGCGCUGUCAAUUGCCAUAGCAGACUGUAAACUAUAACCAGUGGCAGUGUUUUUGUCGACCGACGGCCGACCAGAUAUUUAUCCCUAGCAUUAGUCCAAGAAUAUUUGAUUUGGCAGAUACUGUAUUGAGAUGGCAGACAUCAAUUAUUCUGCUGGGGAUGUAGGUGCGAUCCUCCCUCAGAUCGUCAGGGAACUCCAGAAAACAACUUUGCAUUCGCAACUCAAACAGGCAGCACAGGUGAUUGCUGCAAUGCCCGAUAUAAAUAUUUCUGACUUAGAAUUCACAGUGCCUGAAAAACUUACAGAUACAGGAUGGGAACAGAAACUUCACAAUGCAGUUUACAGACACCUUAGACACUACAAACCCAUGCCUCACCCAGACACACCCCAAGAACAAAUGAAGGAAUCUUUGGCGUACAUUCGAAGAGCACAGUCUACCUGGGAGAAACGGAUCUUGAAAAGUCUCAACAGCAUGUGUACAGAACUCUCCAUUCCAUUGGCAAGAAAGGUAAAUAAUCAAGUAAUCCUUCUGGGAUCUGUUUUAAUAGUCAGUUUUUAAUUCUAGAACCACAAUCAAUAAAUCAAAACUUAAGCACAAGCCACACCUACAUGUACAUGUAUUCUAGGCACGCUUUUAAUGACACUAUUUGUGACCAUCCACCCCACAACAAUAAGUCACUCAAAAUGAAUUUUGAGAUUUUUAUUGUGUAAUAGGAAAAGCAAAUCCUAAGGUUUAAAAUGAUAUGUAACUUGUUAAAAUUGACCAACGAUAACCCACAUAAGUACUUUUGAGAAGAAACUCUGAAAGAGCUUCAUAGAAUAAGGCUUUAGUUGGGGUUCACUCGAGCAUGAGAUGAACAACAUGUGCAAUCUCAAUGAAACUUCCAAGCAGUCCCUGAAACACUUGUGUCUAAAAAAAACAACUCUUGUAUCUUUUCAUUUAUUCAACUUAACUGAUUCAAAUUUUGACACUACAUGUAAGCAGAAGAAUUACUCUUUCAGAUUUGUCAGUUCCAGAUUUUUUUUUUGGAAGACUAUAGAAUUACUAUUUUUUUGCUAUUUACAGAGAAUCUUCCCUGGUGACAUAUUGAUGGUUUUGAUUGGCUGCUCACAUUUUGAAGAAAAAACACCCCAACACUUUCACAAUUCUUGUUAAGAUUUUGAAAUUCAUAAGUUUAAUCUGAAGUGUAUUGAUAACACCCUCUUCUGAUUUGGAGCAUCUUCAAUCCACCCGCAAUCACACCGCAGAAUAAUGACUUUGAAAUUCACAAUCAUUAAACAUUCUUCAGAUCUAUGAAUGCACUUCUAAUUAUGGCUGCCCUGAUGGUACAUGUAUUUCAACUUCCGUGGGGACCCUCUUAUGUUUGCCCACCAAAUUUGUGCUACCCAUUCAUGGAAGCCUGUUCUCAUCAGCUUAAGAUUUUAAGUAGUAGAUGGGGAGUAUUUCAUGAAGGUGAGGUGAAUGGGUAUCCGGUAGGAAUUCCUUGAAUGCUCAAGUACAUACAUUUGUAGGUAGCAGAGCUAAGCCUGGGUAAUAAUAGCAGGGCCCGCUGGGAGACCAGUUUUCGGAACUGAAGUGGCUACCCUGGGUAAAUUACCAUUAUUAUUCAUGGGCCACCAAUUCUUUCAUGUAUUUGGACUGAUUAAAAUGCUGCUUUGUUCUUUAAAUCCUGUCUUAUUAUCUAAUCUUUUUCUAAUGCAUUUGGGUCCCCUCUCAAAAUUUUCUCGUGAUUUUUUAAAGAAGUUCUGAGGCUGGUUUCAUAAAACUAAUGAAGUCAUUUGUUUUCAUUGGCUGAUAGUAAACUUGUUACAAAAUUGUGCAUUUUUAAAAUAAGUCUUUAUGAAACAGGGACGAUGAAAACCCACUCGUAUCAGGAAGGACAAGGCUGUUCUGUUAUUCUUGAACUAAAAAUUCCAGAAAAAACAUGCAUGCAUAAUAUGAGAACACAUGCAGCAUAAUAACAUUAAAGAACUGCAGACAUGCUUUUAAUACAGUCUUUCUUUGUUAGAAUAAUAGACAUAUAAUAGUGAUUUUUUUUCAGUAAAGUUGUCUUCAGUUGUGUAGGCAACUAGUAUUUUAGUGCUCUACAAAUUUGGAAUUGGAUUGAAUGGAACUAUAACAAAUUCCUUUUGUUCUCAAGGCAUGUAUACAUGUAUAUGCAUGUGAUCAUGAAUUAUUAAAGCUGUGAAUUUUCAUGCUUUUUUUAACGAUUUUUUUUUAAUUCCACCAUGUUACUUACGGUGGCCAUGAUUUAUGACAGCUUUAGAUUUUUCUCAACAUGACUUCUCCCAGGUCCGUAACAAAUCCUUGCCCUUUCUUUUCUUUCAAUUCAGUACUCCCUUUUGUUUUAUUUUGUCUCGCCUGAACAAAGUUCGGCAGAAACCUACAUAAUCACUUUCCUGAAUAGUCCGUUGGUCUGUUAGUCUGUUCCAAAAUGUUAAAGUUUUUGUUCAACUUGCUCUCAUUUCUUUAUUUUUUCAGCAAUUAUAUUCAUACUAAGUACAGAUCAUUGGGUAAUACCCCAUGUGACCCCUUGAGAAUGAUGGGGUAAAAGGUCAACUAUUAAAGGGUUAAAAGGUCAAAUGAUAUGAGGUCAUGUUCAUCCUUUUUUGAAGUUUUUGUUCAACCUUAAUCACAUUUCUUUAUUUCUGCACCAAUGUUGUUCAUACUUGGUAUAUGAUCCUUGGGUAAUACCCCAUGUGGCCUAACUUGAAUGAUGUGGUCAAAGGUCAUGUAGGGGUCAACAGAUCAAAUUAUAUGAGGUCAUGUCCAUCCUUUUUUUAUUUUUUUUGUGCGCAACUCAUUCUCAUUUCUUCAUUUCUGUAUUAAUGUUGAUCUCACUUGCUUCAAAUGAUCCUUGGAAAAUGCCACAUGUGUUUUGUUGAGGAUCAUGGGGACAAAGGUCAUCUAGGGUUAUAAAGGUUUUUUUUUUAACUGCUUUCAUUUCUUUAUUUCUGCAUCAAUUGUGUUUACCCUUGGUAUAAAUGAUCCUUGGGUAAUUCAUGAGAAUGUGUGGUCAAAGGCCAUCUUGAUUUGAUUGCAAAAUCAGGCAAAAUAUGGCAAAAUCAGGCCACUUCAUGAGCUCAGACC
Molecule: messenger RNA, 3328 nt
Organism: Lytechinus pictus (painted urchin)
Lineage: Eukaryota; Metazoa; Echinodermata; Echinoidea; Temnopleuroida; Toxopneustidae
Product: TBC1 domain family member 19-like
Exons: 5
Coding region: 368-796 (142 amino acids)
Source: RefSeq, a predicted model, not a curated record